AUUGUGUGCAUCAAAAUGUGUUUUUAAUGGAAUUUAAAUGUAAUCUAUAAAAACUUAAUGAUUUUUGAAAUAAAUUUGAAAAAUUAAGUAAUGUAAGUGGCUAAAAAGAAAAUGUGGCUUUAUAUAUUGCUGACAAUUAUAUUGUCACAGAGUUAUAAUGUACGUUCUACUAAUCAUUAUGCCCUGAAAGAUGAUGGUCUAAUAAAAAGGCGUUUAGAUUCUCCAUUUCAUUUGCGGCAACCAGACAAUCUUUUAAUUUUUGUAGAACAAAUACGCAACAAUGAAAAUGCCGAACAAGCGUUUAGAAAAAUGCAACGUAAACGUAGUACACUGGAUGAUCAUAUUGUGAUUACAGACCAGCUGUUGCAAAUCAUUUUGGAACGUUCCAAAUGCGUGCGAAUGUAUGUAAAAAUGACCGGUCUAAGUGAUUAUUUACGCACAACAGGAGCCUCGAUGAAACGGCUUAAGUUUCCGGAAAAACUAGAAAAGGAGCCCAAGGGUGGAGAUCCACUUUGCCGGGAGUAUGCGGAACUAAUACCGGCUCGUGAUAAGUAUGCUUAUUUGAAAAGUUUUAAGCCAGAUACUAUAAAAUCAAUGAGUAUAGAACGUGAAGAGAAUCUUCUAAAGCAGGAGUUGGGUCUGAAAGAUGCCGAAAGUGUAACGGCUACCAUACAUGAGAUCUCGGUUAAAGGUCUGGUUAAUAAUCCCAGCUCAUGGAAAUUUCAUAUGUUGGGUUCCUACUACUGGCGCUUAACGGGUCAUGCCAAAAAUGCCUUAGACUGUGCCCGUCUCUCGGUUAUGCUGGCGCCUGAGGAUAGUAAAGAUAUACCCUUGCUUAGUUUGGGCACUAUUUUGGUAAGAGCCGAACUUUGGGAUGAUGCUGAGACAAUUUUAAACGAGGCCAUUAAGUAUGGACCUGACCAUGGAGAGAAUUAUAUAGCAUUGGCUACACUUUUGGCCUUGAAACAUGAUUUCAAAAGUGCUCGAGAAAAUUUUAAUUUGGCCGAGAAACUGGACGUGUCCAUGUACAACAAUUCAUUGAAAAUGCGUCAAUAUAUAGAGUGCUUGGAGCCAUUGGAUAGUGACGCCACUAAACUGUUUGGUUUCGUUAAAUACAUGUUAAGAGAAAUCAAAGAGGUCAGUAAGUUAAGGCAGGAGAUAGCUCAAUAUCAAAAUAAGAUAAUACAGCAACAGACUCCUCUGGCCUCACGUUUCACCGAUAAUGAUCCCCAAUUAAAAGCAGAUCUUCUGAAACGUUUUCAAUAUUGCAGUACACGAAAAUCUUCGGAAAAUCAGGAGCCUGUCUUGUUUUGUGAUUUUUAUUCUGAUCUACAAAUGCAAUUGGAAAGUAAACAAUUCGAUGCUGAAUUGUUGGAUUGGCAGGUGAAUCGUUAUAUCAGUCAUCUGUUUGAAAAAUUUCCCUUUGAGUAUAAAAAACAAUUGGAAAUACUUUAUAAUAAUGUCAAGGCCGUAGCACCCACACGAUUGGGCGUCUACAGCAUGUAAUUACUAAGGGAUAGUUUUAAUUUUAGUUUUUAGGAAAUAAAAUGGAAAAACUAAUUUUAUAUGUAAAACUUAAUGUUUUUAGCAUAGAUGGUUUUUAGAGGUAGGUCAUGCUUUGGUAAAGCCUAGCUUAAAUUAUAUUAUUUUGAUUCUUACCCCCAUUAACACGAAGUCUGGUUAUGCCUUAACUAAUAUUUAUACUGUCGGCUAAAAUUAUUUUUGUAUGAAAACUGUCAGUAUAACUAUUAGUUAAAACAUAACCAGACUUCUGGGGGUUAGUAUAACUAGCUAACCAGUAGUUAGAUAACCGAAGUUAAAAUUCACAAAAUAAAGAACAGAAAUAAAAAGAAAUAAAUAAAUAAAAGAAUAAGUUAUUCUAUAAUUUUCUAUGUGUCUCUUUUACAAUCAGUUUAGCAUUUUAUUUAAUGACCAUGGUAAAGGGCUGGUUUUCUUUAAAUAUUAAUAUAUUUUUAAGAUUUGAGUUUUAAAGCGAGUUGCGUAAAUUUUUAACACCUUCAUAGUUCAUUUACUAUGUUCUUUUUUAUAAUUUCAUAUUUUUAAUUAGCUCUCUAAUACAUAAUUUUGUAUACUUAUAUAUUUAAUACAGUAAUAAAAACAAUGUACUUUUUAUACUAUGUAAAAAA
Calliphora vicina (urban bluebottle blowfly) is the source of this 2147-nucleotide messenger RNA. Its product is annotated as tetratricopeptide repeat protein 17. Gene Ontology annotation, molecular function: protein binding. NCBI's taxonomy places the organism in Eukaryota, Metazoa, Arthropoda, Insecta, Diptera, Calliphoridae. The transcript has 2 exons. Gene Ontology annotation, biological process: actin filament polymerization. The coding region runs from base 112 to 1506 and encodes 464 amino acids. Gene Ontology annotation, cellular component: actin cytoskeleton; cytoplasm. The record is from RefSeq and is a predicted model, not a curated record.